This is a messenger RNA of Sinocyclocheilus rhinocerous, 905 nucleotides long. RefSeq names its product membrane-spanning 4-domains subfamily A member 8-like. The record is from RefSeq and is a predicted model, not a curated record. Bases 106 to 855 code for a protein of 249 amino acids. Gene Ontology annotation, cellular component: membrane. The transcript has 8 exons. Lineage: Eukaryota; Metazoa; Chordata; Actinopteri; Cypriniformes; Cyprinidae.
UAAAUCGAAACUGAAAGUUCGUCGUGUGAUAACAGCGCAUUUCUGAUCGCUGCAAACCAAAGCUUCUGUCUUAUCUAUAGGUCAGCUGGAGAUUCAGAAACCAGAAUGUCCAGCACUGUCAUACCCGUGAACUCUUCAACGCUCGUCAUCCAGUUUCAACCGCCAACACAAUCAACACCUGUUACGACAAAUGCUCCGGUGCCUGUUUAUGUACAACAGGUGGCGGGAGUUUCACCUCUUCAUGGACUUCAGGCAUUUCUGAAAGGCCAGCCGAAAGCCCUUGGGACGGUCCAGAUAAUGAUCGGUGUGCUGACUCUUCUGUUUGGCAUUGUGUCUUCAGUUCAUGCUGAUCUUAUCUUUGUCUAUAGUGGUCUUCCUUACUGGGGAUCUGUCAUCUACAUAACUGCAGGCUCACUCUGCAUUGCUGCCGAAAAUAAAAUGAAUUCACCCUCCAGUUUGUGUUUGGUGAAUGCUUCACUUGGAAUGAACAUUUUCAGUACUAUAACCGCAGGCAUUGCCAUUAUUUUAAUUUCCCUGGAUUUGGUUAUAGGGCCAUACUCUUACUGCUACGACUGUGAUUAUUUAGAAAGGAAGUAUGAGAAUCUCUUCAGGGGAAUCAGAGGUGUGUUGCUGUUAUUCGCCUUGCUUGAGUUUAUCAUCUCCAUCUGUCUGUCAGCAUUUGCCUGUAAAUCCAACACCUGCUGUGGUCCUCCUCAGGUGCAGUUUGCUCAAGUUUUACCACCACAGCCAAGUGAUUUCCACGAUCUCAACAGCUCAGAGAUACCUGUGGCCAGCAGCGCUUCCAUUCAUCACCAUCCUGCAGACGCUCCUCCACAAUACAGCAAAUUCAAAUAAACAUGAAUAAGUGGACAGUGUUCCCUUAUGAAACAAAAAUAUAUGGGAAU